Sinocyclocheilus grahami is the source of this 1167-nucleotide messenger RNA. RefSeq names its product CXADR-like membrane protein. Bases 343 to 1167 code for a protein of 274 amino acids. The record is from RefSeq and is a predicted model, not a curated record. Gene Ontology annotation, cellular component: cytoplasmic microtubule; cell surface; membrane. The transcript is spliced from 6 exons. NCBI's taxonomy places the organism in Eukaryota, Metazoa, Chordata, Actinopteri, Cypriniformes, Cyprinidae.
AAUACGCAAAGGAAAGUGUUCUCCUUUAACUGCAGAGCUCUCCCCAUCCCCUCACACACCUUUACCAGCCUGUGGUUCCUUCCUACACAGAGCAAGAGGCGGAGGAGAGAACGGAGAUCGUAGAUUCGCAUCCUAGUUGAAGUCAAUGAGAACUUCUCUUCGGAGGAAACGGCCGUUUUUGAAGGAGCCUCGGGACGUUUGGAGAUGCUUUUGAUGGUCUCAGCCGGUGAUAUCGCUCCGUUCAUGGUCAGAACAAAAAUGAGAGACCAUUUCAAUGACCCAAUGUGCUCGUUUUGAGGAGCAGAGGAGACGUUUCUGUAGGAUUCUCAGUCCGGAGACGUGAUGUCUGCCAGCGCGCGUGUCCUGCUCUUAGUAUUGCUGAGUGUGCUUCAGGCAAAUGGCCAGACAGAGAUGAAGAAGGUGGUCGGAGACAAUGCCACGCUGCCGUGCCACCAUCAGCUGUGGCAAGCCGACAUCUCCCUGCUGGACAUCGAAUGGAUGCUGCAUAAAUCCAGCUCACGGCAGAAAGUGGUCAUCACAUACUUUGCGGGUCGGAUCUACGACCCCAACGAGAGUGAAGCUGGGCGGCUUUCCCUGGCGGGAGACUAUCUGAAAGGCGACGCUUCACUCUUGAUCAGCGACCUCUCGCUCGCCGACUCCGGAGAAUACAUCUGCAAGGUCAAGAACGGCGGGAAGUACUACUGGAACACAGUCAAACUCAUCGUGCUCCUGAAGCCGUCCAAACCACGCUGUUGGAUGGAGGGUCGUCUGCUGGAAGGAAGUGAUGUCAGACUGAGCUGCAAGUCCACAGAUGGUUCUGACCCGAUCAGCUACAAAUGGGAAAGAGUCUUAGACAAAGGAAAAUACGCUGGCAAGCUGCCACCUCAGGCCCUCAUAGAUCUGAAGAACCCUGAGAUUGUGACAUUGAAAAACCUGACGAGGGAAAGCGCGGGGGGUUAUAAAUGCACCGCCAGCAAUGAUGUCGGAGAAGAAAACUGCACUUUAGAGGUCAAAGUUCACUAUGUCCGGGGAAUGGGUGUGGUGGCUGGCGCUGUGGUGGGUGUGUCCUUCGGUGUUCUCCUCAUCAUCCUCAUCAUCUGGCUUGUUUUCCGUAAGAAAGAGAAGAAGAAAUAUGAGGAGGAGGAAGCACCCAAUGAAAUAAGGUAA